GUGUGUGUGUGUGUGUGUGUGUGUGUGUGUGUAGCUUAAUUGGUUAGAGAGUGCAUUUAGAGGAAUACAACAUCCGGGACCUUGCAGGGUUGUAGGUCCAAGUCACAGUGAUCCAUGGCAUAAUUUCCUUAAGCAAGAAACUUAGACACAAUAGCUUCUCUUGACUCAGGAGUAUAAGUGAAUAGCUGGUCAUUGACUUGGGUGAGUAUGAUCACUGGCUUGGCAGUAACAUCAUGCAAGUAACAUUAUGCAGCAGGCUGGUACUUGUUGUCGUUGGUGUCCAGUCCCUGUCCUGUGCAAUAUUUAGUGCCGUGUGACUCCAGCCAAUCUCCUGGUGGAUUGUAGCACUGGCCCUAACCCUCCACGUAUCGUAUGGAGGGCCCUGUCUGUAGAGGCAGGUGAGGGAGUGUUUAUUUGUACGUGAAUGAAUGGCAUGUGUUUGGGUGUAAUGGGUGUAAUGGGUGAGAGGUCCCUGCUUGUUGAUGGAUGGGUGUGUUGGUACGUGGGAGAUUGAUUUACUGGGUUGGUGUAUGGGAUGGCGGACAAGUUGAUCAGAUGUGUUGUUUAGUGUGUGGGUGAGUUUGUUUGUUUGUUUGUGUAUUAUAAUAUGUUGUGUUUGUGUGUGUGUGUGUGUGUGUGUGUGUGUGUGUGUGUGUGUGUGUGUGUGUGUGGUGGGAGGUGUGAGUAGGAGCAUUUGUGGGUGGUUACAUGAGCCGGUUUGUGAGUUUUUGGGUUGUCACUAUUUCAUGGGUCAGUAGGUGAGCAGUGUAUGAUUUGAUGGGGUGGUGGGUGAUGAGUCAUACAGAAGGUCAAACGAUGGGUCGGCGAGUUGGUGACUGGAUCAUUGUGUGUGUUUGUGGGUUGGUCAGUGUGUGCUUUCUUGGUAUGACUUAGCAAAUAUAUCAAGAUCUACUUGGAUAGAGAGAGCAUUACUAUGCCUUCCUGUAGUCUAGUCAAUUGUCAUAUGGCAAUAUUGAUUUACAGACUGUUGUGUGCUGUGACUGUCUCAGAAGUUCAAACUCUUUAGUGAUCUGAAGAGACACAAAUGCAUUGCUGAAAGACAAAACCCUGUACAUCAGUAAACUGGAGCCAUUGAAUGCCAUACCUGUAAGAGAUAUUUUAGAAUCAAAGGAGGCUAUUCAAUACACAAACACAUAGAAGACCUUUAUGUUACUUUGUCUUUGUCAUCACUGAAGGGGUAGCGUGUCUGUUUAGACGGAAGCAAUAGAUGAUGAGGAGGAGUGUGUGUGUGUGUGUGUAGUGCUGUAGCUCAAUUAGUUAUAAUAAUGUAGCUCAGUCACAAUAAUGACGAGCUAUGGCAUAAAGACACUUACACACAAUUGCCUCUCUUGACUCAGGAGUAUAAAUGAGUACCUGGUCAUUGACUUUGGGUUGACAAGACCGCUGACUUGGCAGUAACAUCAGGCGGAGGGUAUUGGCCUUGAUGUCCAGCCCCAUAGCUGCGCCAAAGUCAGUACCAUGACUUUGGCAAGCUCCCUGUGAAUUGUCAGCACUGGCCCUAAGCCUCCACUUAGCGCAUGGAGGUCCUGUCUCUAGAGGCAGAGGGAUGACUGACCUUAAUUAAGGUUGACUUUGAACGAUGUUCACGUCUUAACAAAUAUCAGUGUGUGUGUGUGUGUGUGUGUGUGUGUGUGUGUGUGUGUGUGUGUGUGUGUGUGUAAUUUUAUUAAUUUGCUUUUUUUAUAUUUAGGACAAGAGCUUAUCUGCAUCCUCCUGGCCUGUGAACUGUAAGUUAUAAUAGAAACAAUUAUUAAUACAGCUUGAUGAGUAGUCGUGUUUGUAACUUACUGACACUAAACAUAUCACAUUCUUGUAGGCUGCUUUAUGAAUGGGAGGGUUCAACUUAGGCUCACAAGCCAAGCCAUUGUAUUUGUUUAGUCCCAAAACAUUGACGUGAUAAGCUGCAGUCCUUAUCAACAGAUCAAUCCUGCUUGUAGUUACACGUUUGGAACAAGACACAAAAUAUAGUUGAAGCUGUUUGUGCAGCUCAGGCAGCAUUAAAUGGAUGUCUUAUGUGACUGUUGUGCUGUUAACGUAUUGCUUGUCCUUUAAAAAAAUUUUAUGUUUUCUAUGUUUUUCAUUGAAGUGAAACAAGAAUGUAGGAUGGCUGCAUGUAAUGUGUGGUGGAUAAUUUACUGUAUGUUGGUAUUAUCUGUUGGAAUCUUUACGUCUAUUUGUUGUAUCAUCAGCUGCUCCAUCUGAUGAAUGGAAGAUUAUGGAAACAACAACCACAGCACCAGAAGAAGUUGCCCAAGCAGUGGCAUCAGUUGCAGAAAACAUUGGCAAUGAAGGAGGAUCAUUGCAAUCAGGUGCUGUGUCAGUAGUGGUACCUGAAGGUGCAGUUUCUAUUCCUACUACAUUCUCUAUUGCCACAUAUUUGGAUGAACAAGUGAUGCCACCAGUCAAUGAAGAAGAGGUGGUGGUCAGCCCUGUUGUUCAUAUCUCCACAUCACAAUCUUCUCACAAGUUCAACAAACCCGUGCAGCUGUCUCUUCGACCCGAGGUAGCACUGAAACCAAGGGAGCACGAGACCGGAUGGCUUUUGGAGCUGAAGAUGAGUGAGUCGUCAACUGAAGGCAAGCCUUCUGAAUGGCACACUGUGUUGCAACUCAACACCGACACAGAAGUAGUGGUGACACACUCACCAUCCGUUCAUUAUGAUCCAAACACUCAAACACUGUAUGUCAAUCAUUUCAGUUUCUUGGUAUGGCUUGGCAAGGCACUUGGGAUCCGAUCUAUGCGAGACAUACGCUAUGUUCUAUUUGGCCAACAGCUGCAGCUACACAAGUGGAAGAUUGCCGCUCACAUCAUCCAUGGCUCAAUUUCCGCCUACAAUGAAAUAGCUGAAAAGAUGAAAUCAAAGUCUUAUGAAGAGCUAAUAGUUCCUAUCAAGGAUCGCAUUGGUUUGGAAGGUAAAGUGCGCAUGUCAAUUGAAUGUUGUGACCCAUGGCAAAUGGUUUUGGGAAAAGCAGUCACUCACAUUCCAACUAAACGCAUUUGGAAUUGUCGAAAGGAUGCUGCAUGUUAUUAUGAGUUCACAGUACAAGAUAGAGAGAGAAGCUCUGACACGCUACAGUGUACAGUGGUAGCAUCAUUUGAGCAUGACAAACAAGAAAAAUCUGAUGACUCUUGUGAUUCUGUUCCCUUGAUGGUUGCUCAUCCAUUGACUAAACCUCGUAUUAGAGAAAUAACAACAGGUGAUAGGCCUGCACUUGACACAGUACUUGAUGUUGAUGAUGAUAUUUCACAGUAUGCCAAAAUAGUAAGAAGGCACAGUGACAAAUUAGGAGGAUUUUGGCGUGGAUGGGCUGACGUCCCUGUUGAUGUCAUUAGGGAUGUCAGCUAUCUGCUCACCAGCAGUGAAUGCAAACAGCAACUGGCCAAGUCACUUCUAGAUGUUGAAUCUGGUGGAAUACAUCGUGAUGAAAUAGUCCAGUCAAGUGAUGAAGUGUUUACCACACUCGAUUUGUGGAUUAGAAAUCAAGGAGACAAAGCUACGUUAGAUAGACUCUUUCGAUUCAUGCAGACAGUAGACUUGUUUGAAGCUUUGAAAGAGAGAUUGAAUGAACGCUUGAAAUCACAGAAACCCAAAAAAGUGGGCAUUGCUCGCUUUCAUCCUCCUCAACUGUUUCAUGUUGUUAAUGAAAACACAUCGACUUGUUGGCUGGGAUUAGGUUUAGAAAUGGGAUUGAAGAAUGACCAAGUGAUGAGCACUGUAGAAGGCACACAUGCAUACAAACUUCGUGCCAUUUAUGAAAGAAAACGCAGUGAAGUUGGAGAAUACAGAGCGGCUGCUCACUUGGUAACAGCUGUGCAGGCAAUCAAAAAAAUGGGAUCAGUGGAAGAUGAUCUACCAGGAGUGACGGCUGCUCUAGCUGAAUCAUGCUCUUACAGUGGCUUGGAAGCAGAACAGGUAGGACAGGCUAUUGUGGCGGCAGAGGCAUUGUACAAUGAUGACAAAUCUUCGAGACUUGACUCUUUUAGAGAAAGCAGCAGCAAUUUAGAGGGACAAGAGAUUUUAAAUCCAGUCUUUGCACAUGAAGGACAAGUAGACGUACAGCCUUCCUCUUGCUGCUGCCUCUCUUUCCUACGAAGAUGUCGCCAACAAUGAAAAGCUGAAGAAACAUUUGCAAUCAGAGCACAUUACUAAUUAAUGAAACGAGUCGAAGACUGUUGCAGAUGUUUUUGUAGAAUUUGGCAAACUAGCUGAUGUUAUAUUUCUAGCUGUAUGGUUGAUUUGUGCAAUUGCAAGCAAUUCAUUAUUAUUGUAUUCUUAGAUUAUUUUUUCUUUUUUCUUAGUUUGAUAUUUCUAUUUCUGUAUUGCAAGAUAGCAAACAUGUCAGGGCAACAGAGACAA
Messenger RNA from Corticium candelabrum, 4378 nucleotides. RefSeq lists its product as uncharacterized. Gene Ontology annotation, biological process: positive regulation of transcription by RNA polymerase II. The record is from RefSeq and is a predicted model, not a curated record. Bases 2237 to 4132 code for a protein of 631 amino acids. NCBI's taxonomy places the organism in Eukaryota, Metazoa, Porifera, Homoscleromorpha, Homosclerophorida, Plakinidae. Gene Ontology annotation, molecular function: transcription cis-regulatory region binding; protein binding. The transcript is spliced from 9 exons. Gene Ontology annotation, cellular component: nucleus.